Harmonia axyridis is the source of this 2319-nucleotide messenger RNA. RefSeq lists its product as uncharacterized. Lineage: Eukaryota; Metazoa; Arthropoda; Insecta; Coleoptera; Coccinellidae. Bases 1 to 2319 code for a protein of 772 amino acids. The record is from RefSeq and is a predicted model, not a curated record. The transcript has 2 exons.
AUGUCUAAUAUCGAUAAUUUGAUUAAACAAAGAACCAUACUUAAGAGUAAACUAACUAGAAUGGCCAAUUGGUUCGGCCAAGAUAAUAAUAAAGAUAGAGAAGAAUGUAGUGCUGGAAAAUGUCAAUUAGAGCAAAUCUUCAAAGACUAUGAACAUGUUCAAACUCAGUUGGAGUUAAUUGACUCUGCCUCAUAUGAAGAGGACAGAGAUAUUGUAGAAACUAAGUAUUUUAAGGUUAUAUCUAUGGCAACGAGAACUAUGAAUCAGUUCGAAAACUCGCCAAGUCAAAAAUCUGAUAAGCCCACUACUCAUUCUAGCAUAAAGUUACCGGAAAUUUCGAUUCCUAACUUCUCGGGUGAUAUUAAACAAUGGCCGAGUUUCUUCGAACUAUUCAACGCCCUCAUUACAGACAACGAAAAUUUGUCUGACAUUCAACGGUUGAUGUACUUAAAAUCAGCAUUAUCAAAAGAACCGUUAAAACUUAUUGAAAACUUGGAAGUUGUAGGUUUGAAUUUCAACAUAGCUAUUAACACUUUGAAAGACAGAUAUGAUAAUCCAUAUCUUAUUGUCAACUCUUAUAUUCGUAAACUAUUGAAUGUUCCCUCCUUGACGAAAAGUAAUGAACACGCGUUAAGAGAUUUUAUUACGCAAAUCAAGACAAAUAUCGCUGCCUUGAAGACUUAUAAAUUAUCGGAGAAAUUAACGGAUUUGAUUUUCAUACAAAUUUUCACCCAGAAAUUGGAUUUCACUCUGAAAAAAGAAUAUGAAGAAGAAAAGAAUACUUCAGAAUUUCCAACGCUCCCAGAAUUUAUUGGUUUCUUAGAAAAGAAAUAUAAGGUACUCGAAAAUUUAGGUUCAACCGAACAAACAGGUCAUUCGAAAUUCAAAACUUCCCCUAAAUAUGCCCAUACUAAUUCUUAUCAUGCUAACACUUCGAACAGAACGAACAAAAAUAAAUUUUUCAAAUGUCUUAUGUGUAAUAUGGAUGAACAUAAGAUAUAUUCGUGUAGGAAAUUCAUGAAUUUGUCUCCUAACGAUCGUCUCAGUCUAGUGAAAGAAAAGAAUGCUUGUCUGAAUUGUCUUACGUUGGGUCAUAGUGUACAAUCGUGUUCUAGUCAACACACAUGUUUCAAUUGCCAUAGAAAGCAUCAUAGUUUGCUCCAUUUCAAUAGGACUUCAACUCGCCAUUAUUCUAAUGAAGUUCCUAGUCAAAGAUCCAACAACGAAGUAUCCAGAUUAAAUAAUCUAUCACAAAUUCAGAAUGAAUCUCAAGCAGUUUCUCAUUUGUCCACUUGUGCUCAACCAACCAUUACAACUCGUACUGAAAAUAUUAGUCCAGGUAGAAACGUGUCUAGUCUUUCAUCUCUAUCUUCUAAUAAUCAAGUCCUUUUAGCUACUGCCUGUGUCAAAUUAUAUGAUUCACACAACAAGCAAGUUAUUGCUCGUUGUUUGACUGACUCCGCAAGUCAAACAUCUUUCAUAACUGAAGAUCUGGUCAACAGACUUCAUCUCCAACCUUACAAUCAAACUAUUCAAAUUUCUGGCGUCUCACAAAGUUGUUCUAUGUCAAAUAGAAUGAUAGAUCUAACAAUUCAUUCAUUAGUAUACCCUCAUCGAAAGUUUAAGGUUUCCUGUGCUAUCCUCAAAAAUAUCACAUGCCAACAACCACAGUCAUAUAUCGACUCGUGUUCUCUCCCCAUUCCAAUUGGCAUUAAAUUAGCAGAUAUCAAAUUCAAUAUUCCUUCCAAUAUUGAUAUUCUCUUAGGUGCAGAUAUCUAUUUUGAAAUUAUUAUGGAUGGCAUUAUCAAAUUAGGUCCUGGUCGACCUCUUCUUCAAAAUUCCCACUUAGGAUAUCUAAUUGCAGGAAAAGUCCCACAGUCAGCUCACAUGUCUCGCGCUACUCACUUAGCAUUGGCACAAUUUUCCCAAAAUUCAAUUGAAUCUUCAAAGUCAAUUGUUAAUCAAGAAGAUUCACUAAAUAAUAUUCUGACUGAGUUCUGUGAAAUUGAGGAGAUAUCUAAUCAAUCUGAACACAUUUUAUCUUCAGCAGAAGAGAAUGCUGAACGGAUAGUCAAAAACAAAACCAUUCGGUUACCAUCGGAUUUAUGGUGGCAGGGUCCCGAUUUUCUUCUUCAAUCAAAUCUAGAUCUAACACCGCCGCUUAAAUGGCCUUUAGCCCGUGUAGUAGAAUUGAUUCCCGGAAAAGAUUCACGCGUUCGCAUUGUUCGUGCUAAAGCUCAAGGAGGAACAUUCACUAGAACAAUCACUAAGAUAUGUCCACCUCCAUUCUGCACGGAAAACAUUGACAAUCAAGUAUGA